CCUCUGCGGUUCUUGCGGACCCCGCUGCGGCGGCUCCCGGAGACCCCGAGCUGCGGCGCCGGGCAUGCCCUCCUCUGUGAAGGCGUUGGGUCAGGCCCGGCCGUCGGGUGCCGGCAUGGCCCCCCAGACCCGCUGCUGCUCCCGGGCAGCGGUGCAGAGGCGGCUGCCCAUCCUGGCCUGGCUGCCCGACUACUCGCUGCGGUGGCUGAAGAUGGACUUGGUCGCCGGCCUCUCGGUCGGACUCACCGUCGUUCCCCAGGCGCUGGCCUACGCGGAGGUGGCUGGACUCCCGCCCCAGUACGGCCUCUACUCUGCCUUCAUGGGAUGCUUCGUGUAUUUCUUCUUGGGCACCUCCCGGGAUGUGACGCUGGGCCCCACGGCCAUCAUGUCCCUUCUGGUCUCCUUCUACACUUUCCGCGAGCCCGCCUACGCUGUGCUGCUCGCCUUCCUGUCCGGCUGCAUCCAGCUAGCCAUGGGCUUCCUGCACUUGGGCUUCCUGCUGGACUUCAUCUCCUACCCCGUCAUCAAAGGCUUCACCUCCGCUGCCACUGUCACCAUCGGCUUCGGGCAGAUCAAGAACCUCCUGGGACUGCAGGAUAUCCCGAGGCAGUUUUUCCUGCAAGUGUAUCAGACGUUCCGCAAGGUCGGAGAGAUCAGGGUUGGGGAUGCCGUGCUGGGGCUGGUGUGCGUGCUCCUGCUGCUGGUGCUGAAGCUGAUGCGGGACCACGUGCCCCCCGUGCACCCCGAGAUGCCCCCGGGCGUGCGGCUCAGCCACGGGCUGGUUUGGACGGCCACCACAGCCCGCAACGCGCUGGUGGUCUCCUUUGCCGCCCUGGUCGCGUACUCCUUUGAGGUGACCGGAUACCAGCCUUUCAUUCUAACGGGGCAGACUGCCGAGGGGCUCCCUCCCGUCCGGAUUCCGCCCUUCUCUGUGACCACGGCCAACGGGACAGUUUCCUUCACCGAGAUGGUGCAGGACAUGGGGGCUGGGCUGGCCGUGGUGCCCCUCAUGGGUCUCCUGGAGAGCAUUGCGGUGGCCAAGUCCUUCGCUUCUCAAGGUGGUUACCGCGUCGACUCCAACCAGGAGCUGCUGGCCAUCGGCCUGACCAACGUGCUGGGCUCCCUCGUCUCUUCCUACCCGGUCACCGGCAGCUUUGGACGGACGGCUGUGAAUGCCCAGUCGGGGGUGUGCACCCCGGCAGGGGGCCUGGUGACAGGCGUCCUGGUGCUGCUGUCGCUGGACUACCUGACCUCGGUGUUCUGCUACAUCCCCAAGUCCGCGCUGGCGGCCGUCAUCAUCACGGCUGUGGCCCCCCUGUUCGACACCAGGGUCUUCGGGACGCUGUGGCGCGUGAAGAGGCUGGACUUGCUGCCCCUCUGUGUGACAUUCCUGUUCUGCUUCUGGGAGGUCCAGUACGGCAUCUUGGCUGGGACCCUGGUGUCUGUGCUGAUCCUGCUGCGCUCCGUGGCCAGACCCAAGAUGCAGGUGUCAGAGGGCCCGGUGCUGGUCCUGCAGCUGGCCAGCGGCCUGCAGUUCCCCGCAGUGGAGGCCCUCCGGGAGGCGAUCAUCACCCAGGCCCUGGAAGUGUCGCCCCCGCGCUCUGCCGUCCUGGAGUGCUCGCACGUCUGCGGCAUCGACUCCACCGUGGUGCUGGGGCUCGAGGAGCUGCUGCAGGACUUCCACAGGCGCGGCGUCACCCUUGCCCUGGUCGGCCUGCAGGUUCCUGUCCUCCGUGUCCUGCUGUCCGCUGACCUGAAGGGUGUCCAGUACUUCUCCACCCUGGAAGAGGCAGAGAAGAGCCUGCUGCAAGAGCCAGGGACCCAGCCGUACAACGUUGGCGAGGACUCCGUUCCGGAGCACAAGGUCGCCCUGCUGAAGGCCUGAGGGGGAGCUGGUGCCCAUCUGAUGCCUGGGGAGUCUCGCAGAAGGUUCUGGGUGCUGUGAUGCCAGAUGCCGCCCUAUGAACGCCUCGGUCCGGGCUCUGCACAGGUGACCCCCGGGGGAGGAGGGAGCCACGCAUUGGGAUGCAUGGUGGGACUCGCGCGCUUCAUCCGGGGUGACUGGAAAGUCGUCUCUCUCUGCUCCUGGGCGUCAACCUUUUCCUGAAAGACAGUUUGCAAAGAGCCUUCUGGAAUGACUGACCCAGUGAAGCGGGGCAGGAUUUCCACCUGGUUGGGGGGCCGGGUCUUCACACCCCAGCCCCUUCCCAGUUCCGGGGCGGCGGGGUCGGGCAGCUCCGAGGCGGGUUCCAGUCUGGGUGGUGGCAUCUGCGCUGUUCUGGGGAAGGAAACCGAGAUGUGCCGAAUGACUGAACGUGUCUGUGAAAAGGAAUUUUGUUGUCGGUGUUUUUUAAAUUAAAAAAGCAAGAGCUUUGUUGUUUUUGUUAAAACCGUAAAUGCUUAUUGUAAAAUGUACUGGAAACCACCCCCCUGUCCACUUUGGUGGUCGCCCAGGCCCGUCCCCGCGGUGCGCGUGCUCAUCCGUGUCAGCGCGCGGGCGUGUGCUCCCAGCCGCGUGUGGACGGGGUCAUGGCGUACACGGUGCUCUGUGACCAGUUCCGCGCAGUCCUCUCUGUGAAUUACUCCUUGUGAUAAUAAAUAGAGAAUACGUGGUC
This is a messenger RNA of Neogale vison (American mink), 2615 nucleotides long. RefSeq names its product solute carrier family 26 member 11 (gene SLC26A11). The transcript is spliced from 17 exons. The record is from RefSeq and is a predicted model, not a curated record. Gene Ontology annotation, cellular component: membrane. NCBI's taxonomy places the organism in Eukaryota, Metazoa, Chordata, Mammalia, Carnivora, Mustelidae. The coding region runs from base 65 to 1885 and encodes 606 amino acids. Gene Ontology annotation, molecular function: secondary active sulfate transmembrane transporter activity. Gene Ontology annotation, biological process: transmembrane transport.